AUGGAUGACUUUGGCCUACCGUGGGUUGAGAAAUACCGGCCUCAAACAUUAGCUGAUGUGGUUGGAAAUGAGUCGACAGUUCAGCGUCUCAAAGUCUUUGCUGUUGAGGGAAACGUACCCCAUAUAGUCAUCUCUGGACCACCAGGCUGCGGGAAAACGACAUCGAUUUGGGCAAUGGCUCGGGAAAUGCUUGGCCCAAAGCUCAAAGAGGCUUGCUUGGAGCUCAACGCAUCAGAUGAUCGAGGAAUUGAGGUUGUGCGCAACAAAAUCAAAGGAUUCGCUCAGACCAAAGUUACACUUCCUCAUGGAAAGCACAAAAUCAUCAUUCUUGACGAAGCCGACUCAAUGACAGAGGGGGCUCAGCAAGCGCUUCGUCGAAUCAUGGAAAUCUACAGCAAGACUACCCGGUUUGCUCUUGCUUGCAACCAAUCCGAGAAGAUUAUUGAACCCAUUCAAUCACGGUGCGCAAUCAUUCGUUAUUCGAAGUUGACUGAUGCUCAAAUGCUGAUGAGGCUUCAAGACGUUUGCCAGGCGGAACAUGUUUCCUACAAUGAUGAAGGAUUGGCUGCAAUUCUCUUCACGGCGCAAGGCGAUAUGAGACAAGCUCUGAAUAACUUACAGUGCACGGUCUCUGGUUAUGGAAAUGUAAAUGCGGAAAACGUUUUCAAGGUCUGCGAUGAACCUCAUCCUCAACUGAUGCUUGAAAUGUUAAACUAUUGUGUUGAAGGACGACUUCUUCUAGCUGCCUCUAUAAUUCACGAUCUUUACAAACUUGGAUAUUCACCCGAUGACAUUAUUUCGAAUCUUUUUCGUGUAUGCAAAGCCGCCGAGAUUCCACAAUAUCUAAAAAUGGAGUUUGUAAAGGAGAUUGCCGAGGCUCACUUGCGAGUUGUCGACGGGCUGGCUACGAUCACCCAACUCUCUGGCCUCGUAGCGAAAUUGUGUAAUGUUCGACAGCGACUCCAA
This is a messenger RNA of Mesorhabditis belari, 966 nucleotides long. The record is from the annotation of a GenBank genome assembly. Lineage: Eukaryota; Metazoa; Nematoda; Chromadorea; Rhabditida; Rhabditidae.